Parastagonospora nodorum SN15 is the source of this 1920-nucleotide messenger RNA. RefSeq lists its product as hypothetical. NCBI's taxonomy places the organism in Eukaryota, Fungi, Ascomycota, Dothideomycetes, Pleosporales, Phaeosphaeriaceae. The record is from RefSeq and is a predicted model, not a curated record. Bases 1 to 1920 code for a protein of 639 amino acids. Gene Ontology annotation, molecular function: sulfate transmembrane transporter activity. Gene Ontology annotation, cellular component: membrane. Gene Ontology annotation, biological process: transmembrane transport. The transcript has 3 exons.
AUGUAUCAGACUACCGCUGUUGGUUCUCUCCUGGUGGGCAGUGUCAUCAGCAAAAUCGAUGCUGAGCACCCAGGAGUCUACAAGCCUGAGCAUGUUGCUCACACUUUGUCUUUUCUUGCGGGUGCAGCGCUCUUCGUCCUUGGCAUUUUGCGUCUUGGUUGGCUCAUUGAGUUCAUUCCAUAUGUGCCGAUAUCUGCUUUCGUCACAUCAGCCGCCAUUACCAUCAUCUCUACUCAGUUGCCAACCGUCCUAGGUAUUAAAGGUAUCGAUACGCGAACCUCCCCAUACAAGGUGUAUAUAAGUACGCUGAAAGGCCUGCCCAGUAUGCAGCUUGAUGCCGCCGUCGGUAUCACAUGUAUAUUACUGCUUCACCUGAUUCGCAGCACAUGUGCGAAAAUGGAACUCAGGCAGCCAACAAAAAAGCGCGUUUGGUCUCUACUAUCUUCGCUGCGACUGACAUUCGCUAUUCUUCUUUACACGUUGAUAAGCUUCCUGGUCAACCGCACCGCGAAGAAAGGAGAAGAGAAGUUCCGAAUCGUGGGCCAUAUCGACAAAGGUUUCAGCCAUGCCGGUGUUCCCAAGAUGAACACGAAACUUAUUGGACUGGUAGCCUCUGAGCUGCCUGCCAUUAUCAUCAUUCUCAUUGUUGAGCAUAUCGCUAUUGCAAAAUCCUUCGGACGCAUUUUCGGUUACACUGUUGUUCCUUCGCAAGAGAUGAUCGCUCAAGGGGCAUCAAACAUGCUCAGUCCAUUUGUUGGGGGAUACGUCUGUACCGGUUCCUUCGGUGCUUCCGCAGUCUUGUCCAAAGCAGCUGUUCGUACUCCUCUUGCAGGCUUGUUCAGUGCGAUGGUGCUUGUAUUGGCCCUAUACGCCCUUACAGCAGUCUUCUUCUUCAUCCCAAACGCGGCACUCGCAGGUCUGAUCAUACAUUGCACAGCCAACUUGAUCACACCGCCGCGUUCACUCGUCAAGUAUUGGCACUUCUCGCCAUUCGAAUUCUUUAUCUGGAUUUGUGGUGUCGUUAUCGCUUUCUUCACUGACCUUGAGACCGCAAUCUACGUCACGAACGAAGAAACGCGCCAAGUAUACCUUCCAUACGACAUCAAGGACAACCGCAAUCCUUCCGUGAAGGUCGAGCCUGUAUAUCCAGGGGUGUUCGUAUAUCGUUUCGCCGAGAACUUCAACUACAUCAACCAAGCUCAUCACAUCGAUCACUUGACGACAUACAUCAAGUCGCAGACGCGGCCUACUGAUGUGAAUGACGGCGUUCGCCCCUCGGACCGUUUGUGGUGCGAAAAGCUACCUUCAACGAAGCUGUUGGAAGAGGAGUCCGAUCUGCCAAUACUCAAGGCCGUCGUGCUUGACUUUGCGACUGUGAACAUCAUCGACAUCACCAGUCUACAGGGCUUGAUCGAGCUCCGUAGUACCUUAGAUCGAUACGCAGCGCCCGAAUUAGUGGAGUGGCAUUUCGCAGGCGUACACAACAGCUGGACACGCCGUGCACUGGCCCACGCUGGGUUUGGCCUUCCCGCCGGCAAUAGUCUUGGAAACUGGUGUCCUGCGUACACCGUGACGUCGUCUUUCGUUGGCGCGACCGAAGACGAACAGCGCGAUCUGGAAGCUUUGCGACGAGAGGCUGAGAAGAAGGACAAGGAGAGCCGGAAGACGGCGCAAGUUGUUCGUGAUGCAGAUUCACGCGAUCCAAAUAUGGAGAAAAAGCAGAGCACUCUCACAACACCGGGUCAGCAUCCGGCGCUGACAACUAUCUACGGCACUGACAGGCCGCUUUUCCACAUCGAUCUGCACGACGCAGUUGACGCAGCGGUUCGAGACGCGAAGCGGCAGGAUUCUAAAGGUUGCUUGGUCGACCAUGCAUCUUGCGCCAGCAGAGGCGAUAGUGUUCACACCAGUCCGGUCUAG